UUAGUGGGUUUUCAAACGAUAUGAUCCCGCCAAUAAUGUUUUCUUUAAAAUUUUUCCUCAAUAAAAAAAUAUCCUUCCUCCCACAACCUUUAUAUCUCGACAACCACAAUUUUUUGACCUGUACAGCUGCUCAAUCUUCCUUGAUAAUCAUAAUAAACUGGAGUAUUUCACUUGUUUCUUUUAUUUUUGAAACAUUCCAUCAAGACUUUUCUAAAACAUUAUCGCAUUUACAUUUCGAGGAUGUCUCUGUCCACCCUCAGACUUGGUAAAUGGGUACCGCACCGCGGUACUAUUCUUGAAACUCCUCUCGCAGAUGUUCCUUAUCCUGCAGUCGACAUCACACCUGUCGAAGCUUAUGGCAUUCCUGGAUUGUCGAAGGAGAUUUAUGAUGCGAUGCGUACUUUCUUCAACGAAUUGGAUCUGUAUAACGCACUUGACAUCAACCCAUGGUGUGAGCUGCAGGAUUCCGAAUACUUUGGUCUUGGCACACCUGAACGUCAAAUUCUGCUUCAUUUUUAUGAGUAUGUAACGUCUGCUCUGUAGUACGGUCUUAUCUAAUAUGCAAUCACAGGCAACACACUGAUCGGAAAGGUGUUUUCGUCAGAGACGCCUAUGUCAGCAGAAUAUUUCUUGCCCCAUUGGAUGAGUUUGGGGACAAACAGAUGUUGGCCGUCGCAGGCUUCACCAAUUUGUGUCUGGAGCCUCUUAAUGUCGAGCAUCGAAGGAUGAUGAACGGCUCAUGGGAUGGAAAUUGCAGAAUUCUUCCGACGAAUAUUGGGGUGGCUCCCUGCUUUGCCUUAGGGAAAAAGCACCUAUCACUGCCCCUGCCUGUUGCUCCCAAGCCAAAGAUCCCACGUCCCGCCAAUGAGUGGAUUCUUUAUCGUGCUGAUAACCAUCUUCCCAUCAAGAAAGCCUAUCCAGGUAUCACUAAUAACGAGAUUUGUAAGUUUCCCAUUUGAUAUAUGCUUCACUUCAAUCUUCUAAGUUUUUUUUCUAGCUUCGAUUAUCGCCGGCAUGUGGGCUGCAGAAACUCCAGAGCGGCGUUUGAAGUACAAGAUUCGUGCCGAUCUGUUGAAGCAAGCUCAUAAGAGGGCUCACCCUACCUACAAGUACGCUCCCAGGAAGCCAAAUGAGAAGAAGCGACGUGCAUCCAAGAAGACGCUCACCAAACCAACCACUAAUCAAUUAUCCGACAACAUCAAUACCACCACCUCCUCCAUCAGCUUUCCUACUGCAAACAACAACUAUAUUGAUAAUUCUGAUCUAAAUACAUUUGGACUCAAUAUUCAUAUAGAUCACUCUAAUGAUACAGAACAACGACUUCAACCCGAAAAGUGCAGACUUACAUAUGAUGAUGAAUCAAUAGGUAUGAAUUUCACAUCAACAAAAUCUUGGCAAAUGGUCCAACAGCAGGAUCUCUACAACUUCUUCUCUCCUCAAUUAUAAUUUUGGGAGUUAUAGAAAGUGAUGAUGUCCAAAUCUGUUAAGGUAGUGCUAGCGAUGUGUGCUGAAAAUGAACGGAUAUCUGGUGGAAAAGUUUGACGAAGACAGACAAUCCCUUCUUCAUUUGUUUCGAGUGUCCAAUUGAGAUUGACAAGGUAAUCAUUAACAGCAAGGAUACCAAUAUAAGGACAUACAAGAACAAGAAAUUCAGAGACGGUUCUCUUGACAUUAGCGUCUCUCAUAAGGGUAUAAGCGCGAGCAAGGAUAGACCAU
This is a messenger RNA of Sclerotinia trifoliorum, 1716 nucleotides long. NCBI's taxonomy places the organism in Eukaryota, Fungi, Ascomycota, Leotiomycetes, Helotiales, Sclerotiniaceae. The record is from the annotation of a GenBank genome assembly.